Molecule: messenger RNA, 2135 nt
Organism: Dipodomys ordii (Ord's kangaroo rat)
Lineage: Eukaryota; Metazoa; Chordata; Mammalia; Rodentia; Heteromyidae
Gene: Eps8
Product: epidermal growth factor receptor pathway substrate 8
Exons: 19
Coding region: 51-2135 (694 amino acids)
Biological process (GO): regulation of Rho protein signal transduction; positive regulation of ruffle assembly; Rho protein signal transduction
Cellular component (GO): plasma membrane; vesicle; ruffle membrane
Molecular function (GO): actin binding
Source: RefSeq, a predicted model, not a curated record
GGCCUGCGUCUGAGCCAGGGCCCGUGGAUGUGCCCGGAGCUGGCGUCGGCAUGAGCGCACACCUGCCCGGCGGCUUUGGCCUGUACUCUUCCCAGCCCAAUGGCUACGCCCCACCCCCCAGUUUGUCUCCCGUGGACAGAGAUCACAGCUCCAAGUCCAGCGCAAAGACCCUGUACGAACAAAGGAAGAAUUACGCGCGGGACAGCGUGAGCAGCGUGCCCGAUGUCUCUCAGUACCGAGUGGAGCACCUGACCACCUUCAUCCUGGACCGGAAGGAUGCCAUGCUCAACGUGGAGGACGGAAUCCGGAAGCUGAAGCUGCUGGAUGCCAAGGGCAAAGUGUGGACUCAGGACAUGAUUCUGCAGGUGGAUGACCGAGCCGUGAGCCUCAUCGACCUGGAGUCCCAGAAUGAACUGGAGAAUUUCCCUCUCAGCACCAUCCAGCACUGCCAGGCCGUGCAGAAGGCCUGCAGCUACGACUCCAUCCUGGCCCUGGUGUGCAAAGAAUCCACGCAGAACAAGCCCGACCUCCACCUCUUCCAGUGCGACGAGGUGAAGGCGAACCUGAUCAGUGAGGAUAUCGAGAGUGCCGUGAGCGACAGCCGAGGCGGGAAGCAGAAACGGAGGCCGGAGGCGCUGAGGAUGAUCGCCAAGGCGGAGCCCGGCAUCCCCCCGCCGCCCCGGGCGCCGGCCCCCGCGCCCCCGGGCACUGUCACCCAGGUGGACGUGAGGAGCCGGGUGGCGGCGUGGUCGGUGUGGGCCGCGGACCAGGGCGACGAGGGAGUUUUAACCCUUCGGGCAAAGCCUCCACCCCCGGAUGAGUUCGUGGACUGUUUCCAGAAGUUUAAGCACGGCUUUAAUCUUCUGGCCAAGCUGAAAUUGCACAUCCAGAACCCGAGCGCUGCGGACCUGGUCCAUUUCCUCUUCACGCCCUUAAACAUGGUCGUCCAGGCCACCGGAGGCCCCAAGCUGGCCAGUUCCGUGCUCAGCCCCCUGCUGACCAAGGACACCGUGGACUUCCUCAACCGCACCGUGACCCCUGAGGAGCGGGACCUGUGGCUGUCGCUGGGGGAGACGUGGCUCAAAGCCAGGGCGGAGUGGCCUCGGGAGCAGUUCAUCCCCCCCUACGUGCCCCGCUUCCGGCUGGGCUGGGAGCCGCCGGCGCUGGACAGCCUGGGGCCCCCCCAGGGGUCCCCGCCGCCCGCCGAGCCCCGCGGCCAGCUCGACCCCCGGAGACCGCCGGCCACAGAGCACCCCGGCCUCCUCGAGUACCCCCCGCCUGACGCGUAUGCCUUCUGCAGCAGCGUGUACCCCAGGGGGCCGCAGCCAGACCAGGGGGAGGCCGCCGGGCCCUUCAAGCCCACCCCGAACCGCCACGCAGACAGCCACAGAAGUUACGACCCGCACCCGCCCCAGCCCAAGAAGUACGCCCGCUCCAAGUUCGACUUCACGGCCAGGAACAGCAGCGAGCUGUCGGUGCUGAAGGAUGAGGUCCUGGAGGUGCUGGACGACCGCAGGCAGUGGUGGAGGGUGCGGGGCGCGCGCGGGGACGCGGGCUUCGUGCCCAACAACAUCCUGGACCUGCUGCCGCCCGCCGGCCCCGCCGCCCCGCACACGCACACCAUCCAGGUACGAGCCAAGCUCGCCUUGCGUUUUUGUGAGCUUGGGCCCGGCCAGGACACGCGUCCCUCCGCGUGUCCCACGCCGCAGGCCGCGCGCCGCAGGGGGGUCUUGGCGGCCGUGGGUCCCUCGCAGCUCGUCACGGCUGAACUUUCCACCCGGGUGCCCCGAGCCCUGACCCCUGUCCCCCUCUCCCGCCCCAGGACGGUGAGCAGCCUCGGGGUGCUGAACGGGGCGCAGCUCUUCUCCCUCAACAAAGACGAGCUGAGGGCCGUGUGUCCCGAGGGCGCGCGCGUCUUCAACCAGGUCACCGUGCAGAAGGCCGCCCUGGAGGCCCGAGCCCAGCGCCUGGCGCCGCCCCGAUCCCCGGUGCUCGGCCGGCGCCGCCUCCGCUUCGGCCUCUUGCGGGUUCAUCGAAGAUCCGCGGUCCAGGCUUCCGGCUCCGACUGUGUCCGAACCCUCGUCCUGCGGGUCUCGGCCUCCGAGGACCGCGGCCUUUCCCCAGCCUCACCAUGA